UAACACUUCUUGAACUUUGUUUGUGAUGUGACACGAAGAACCGAUUAAUUUCACUUUGCAGUACAGUUUUGUUUCAGCGUGAAAUUUUGACAGAGAAUACCCUAAUUUCUCACUGAGUAACAUUAUUGUUCUGGUCUAUAGUUCAGGCAAACCUUAAGUUUCGAUAUUAUUGUCUAAUUUUAGGCCUAGUUUAGGACAGUUCAAAUUUAGGUUAACUUUUCUAGCCUAGUAAACAAAUUAGUUUAUUAACUAGGACUAGGGCCGACCAUGGUUGGUACAGAAUAUGGGACUAGGUCGAACAAGUCCGUUUUUUGUAGAGCCUGUGAUGAUUUUAAAACCUGGGCCAAGUUGAAUAAGGGUCAGACGCAAGAUUCCGGUCAAGAUGAUACAUCACCUAAAAAAGUUGAAGUUUCAGAUGUAGUUAGUACCACGUCCAGUGAACAUCGUAACUGCCCUCUUGAUAAAGAUGAGCUCGGCCGAGCAACCUGGGGUCUACUACACACGAUAGCAGCUUACUACCCUGAAAAUCCAUCCCAGGAAACAAGAGAUGAUGCCAGAAUAUUCUUUGAGAAGUUUUCCAAAUUGUAUCCGUGUAAAUCGUGUGCUGACCAUUUCCGUGAACAGAUAACUACAUACCCACCGAAGGUAUCGAACCAGCAGACUCUGUCGCGGUGGCUGUGUGACAUGCACAAUCUUGUCAACCAACGGACAGGCAAACCAAUAUUUGACUGCAGCAGAGUCAACGAGAGAUGGAGGGACGGAUGGAAGGACGGGUCUUGCGAUUAGCUCACCAGAUAACGUAAUCUUAAGCUUUAUGUAGCGUUAAUUUGUGAUAUAAAAUUUACUAGCAUUG
Macrosteles quadrilineatus (aster leafhopper) is the source of this 853-nucleotide messenger RNA. It is a transcript of the gene Alr, whose product is annotated as FAD-linked sulfhydryl oxidase ALR. Gene Ontology annotation, molecular function: flavin-dependent sulfhydryl oxidase activity; flavin adenine dinucleotide binding. The coding region runs from base 268 to 786 and encodes 172 amino acids. The transcript is spliced from 4 exons. Gene Ontology annotation, cellular component: mitochondrion. The record is from RefSeq and is a predicted model, not a curated record. NCBI's taxonomy places the organism in Eukaryota, Metazoa, Arthropoda, Insecta, Hemiptera, Cicadellidae.